UGUCGCGAUCGAACACGCAUGCCAUGUUUUGGAACAAUAAGGUGUUCUCAAAAUAAUAUAUGGAAAAAUGAAUGCAUUUCCGUAAACUUCCUUGUUUAUAGGUCUGUCCAUUAAAUAAUCUAAAUAUAUCGCCGGAGGAAACGAAACCUAAAGCUGCACAUCGUCCGCGUAGACUACGUGAGCCGCGGAGCCGAAACGUGAAAAAUGAAAACAGACAAAGGGGACAUUGACGAUAUUCUUAGUAUCUGGUGGCAAGGAGGCGGGGCUAGGAUGCUAGCUCAGAAGUGAUGCAAGUGCUGCGGGUACGGGACCGUGAUGAGAGCCGAAGCCAAGCAGGUUCAGCCCACCGAAUGCAAUACGAACGGAUCUUACUAGAAGGGCUCUGUUUCGUGAGAUUAUUCGGGCCCAAACACAGAAAGGAAUAACCUACACCGUGUGCUUCGCGUCGGUGUGGUUGAGACUGUCGCGUAUAAACCGGAGGGUCGACGGCCGGGGACUUACUUCUGUAACCUGAUAUUAUGCCUAGUGCGGGACCGACGAUAUCAGGACACGCUUGGAACAAAGCAUUGGUUCUGAAAACAGUCGGCGACUGGGAAGCCAGCCAUGGUUGACCCAUCGGAAGCGGAAGAGCAGGGGAAAGGCAAAGGACCCGGGUUCGAGACGCCCAGCGCGGCCUCCGAAGCGCCGUGCAUGCCCGAGCAGAAUGGGAGCGGGGGGGUGGCGGCGGGGGCGGCGGGGGCGGCGGGGGCCAUGGAGGAGGAGGGGGGCGUGGAGAGCAGCCUGGGCAUGGCUCCACCACCCCCCCAGCCGUCACCGUCGCCGUUGCCGUCGCCGCCCCCGCCUUCCGUCCAAGGCCCUCCCCCGCCCCAACCCCCCCAGGGCCGGGAGCGGGAGCAGUCCCCCAAGCUGCACCUGGACCUGUACAACUUCGACUCGCCGGCGGCGGAGGGCAGCCGCUACGUGCUGACCAGCCCGCGCUCCCUGGAGGCGUGCGCCCGCUGCGGCGUGAAGCCCGUGGAGCUGCUGCCCCGCCCGCUGGCCGACUUCGCCCGCGAGGCGCCGGGCCGCUCCAUGCGCGUGGCCACCGGCCUCUUCGAGGUGCACGAGCGGGACCGCCACGCCAAGCUCAAGCAGUGCCGCGAGGAGCGCGAGAAAAUCGUCCGGGAGGAGAAGAGGCGGAUUCUGAGCCUGACCGCGGCCGGUGGCGGCGGUGGCGGCGGCGGCGGCAGCACUUCCUCCAGCCCUCCGGAAGGUACCCCGGGUUUGGCCAGCUCUGGCCAGGCCUCUAAAACGGGCCCGAGUGACCCCGGUCAACCUUCUAAAAGCAUCCCGAGAAGCUCAGGUCAACCUCCUACCACCGUCCCCCUGAGCUCAGCUGCACCACCUAAACCUGCCGUCAGCGAUUCUGGGAAACACGCCAAGCCGCUUCCCGCGGCGUCCGAGCUUCAGUCGAAAACCCUGCCCUCCGCUCAGUCCCCCGCAGCCGCCUCGAUGUCGAGAAGUCUGACCUCCAAACCCGUCACGGGACAGGCGGCCACGCGGGUGUCCGGCAGCAGAUCCGCCAACACGUUCCCCAGAUCGACCCCAAAGCCGGCCUCCGCGUUCCCCAGGACCCCGACCGCCGCCACGCCGACCGCGGUCUCCGGGACGACCGCGGCGUCCGUCAACGGCCUGUCGGCUGCCGCGUUCGCGCAGACCAACGGCCUCCCGUCCUGCCAGCCCCGGAAGCGGGGGAAGAGCCAUUCGCUGGAGUCCCUGCAGCGGCGGCGGGACACCGCCUGCUCCUCCACCACCACCACCACCACCACCACCACCGCCACCACCACGCGCACCUCCUCGGAGUCCGGCGCCUCCUCCUCCUACAGCUGGGAGGGGCCGCGGGGCCGCGACCGCUGGGCCAAGGCCUCCAGCCCCCGGGCCCGCACCGUGGCGGCCUUCAACUCCCUGAUGGGCCGCAGCCUGAGCCUGGGCGACCUCAGCCACUCCCCGCAGACCACGCAGAAGGUGGAGCGCAUCGUCCGGGAGGUGAAGCGGCGGGGCCUGAAGUCGGUGUCGGAGCGCGACCGCAAGAUCGCGGCGCUGAUGCUGGCCAAGCACCAGGAGGAGGACAUCAUGAGCCAGACGCGCUACGUGGCGCACCUGCAGUGGGACAGCGAGCGGCGGCUGGAGGAGCUGCGGCGGGAGCGGGAGGACCGGGAGAAGCAGCGCGCCGUGCAGCACUGCCAGCGGGCGUGGCACUCGCAGGUGUCCAGCCGCCAGCGCCGCCUCACCCAGCAGGAGCGCGAGGCGGCCGCCGCCAAGCUGCGGCAGGCGGAGGAGAGCGAGGGGCGCUGGCGCGAGCUGGCGGAGCAGCAGGAGCGCAGCCGGCAGCAGCGGCUGCGGCAGGCCGCGCAGGAGGAGCGCCAGAAGAAGCAGCUGCAGGAGCAGAACCUGCGGGCGCUGGAGGAGGAGCGGGCGGCCGUGCAGGAGCAGGAGCAGCUCCUGCUGCGGGAGAAGCUCUCCAUCGCCGAGCUGAAGAAGCAGGAGCGCGAGCACCAGGUGCAGGAGGAGCGGCGGGGGCUGAACCGCGCGGAGAAGCGCCGGCACGCCGCCCUGCGCCGGGAGAUCGCCCGGCGGGAGGAGGAGGAGCGCGAGGCCGCCCGCCGGGCCAUGGAGGAGAAGCUCAGCCGCUCCUCCGAGAACUACGAGCAGAUCGUGGAGCGGCGGGAGCGGGAGCUGAGGGAGAAGGCCCGGCGCGAGGAGCAGCAGAUCCAGAAGGCCCGGCGGGCGGCCGAGCGGCGGGAGCGGCAGCAGCAGGAGCAGCAGGAGGCGCGGGCCAGGGAGGCGGAGCGGCGGGCGCAGCAGGCGGCGCAGGUGGCGGAGGAGCGGGCCAGGGAGAAGGCGCAGCGGGCGGUGCAGAGCCGGCAGGAGAAGGAGAAGCUCCAGCGGCUGAACCGGCAGCGGGUGGAGGAGGAGGAGCAGCAGCGGCGGCUGGAGCUGCUGCAGUCCAUCGAGCGCAAGCUGGAGAAGAGCGAGCAGAUCUUCCGGGAGAAGCGGGCGGUGCUGGAGAGCGCCCGCUCUGUGGCCCGCGCCUCCUUCCACGUGCGGGACCGCGUGCGCGAGGAGACCAACGUGCGCACCUUCGACAAGAUGGCCCUGGAGGCCCAGCUGAAGGCCAGCCUGGACGAGAAGUAGAGAGGCCCCGUCUCUCCCCGCCACCCCCGCCCCCCACGGAAGCAGACUGCUCCCAGACUCCCCCUGCUGGGGACGUGCUGUUAUUGCGGCUCCCUCCACGUGGGCCACGCCCUUACGCUA
Anguilla rostrata (American eel) is the source of this 3294-nucleotide messenger RNA. RefSeq names its product coiled-coil domain containing 177 (gene ccdc177). The transcript has 2 exons. Bases 604 to 3174 code for a protein of 856 amino acids. Lineage: Eukaryota; Metazoa; Chordata; Actinopteri; Anguilliformes; Anguillidae. The record is from RefSeq and is a predicted model, not a curated record.